GCCACUUUAGGCAACGCGUCUCCCCCACUCACGUUUUCUAUCUGCUACAGUUCACGCACCAUCCGCCAGUACAUGCGAUCACACUGAUAAGCAGAUUAACAGGACCAAUUGCGGAUAAAAUAACAGAGAUCCAAAAGAACGAGUUAAACCCACAUUCACCACCAACACACCCUCACCCAACAGCCGCUGUUGUCCCAUCCGCAACAUGUCCGACUUUGAAGAUGAGAUGGACGUCGAUGUCCAGGCAGCUCCCUCCAACGACAUUAGCUUCUCUGCUGGCGCCAGUAAAGGCAAACGCAGUACAGCAAACUUGCCCGUAGAAGCCGAAGAUACUCUACCAUGGGUUGAAAAGUACCGACCAGUAACGUUGGAAGACGUCUCUGGCCACCAAGACAUUCUCGCCACGAUCAACAAGUUCGUCGACUCUAAUAAGCUCCCACAUCUGCUACUCUACGGCCCUCCCGGUACCGGAAAGACAUCUACGAUUCUUGCAUUGGCCCGACGCAUCUACGGUGCUGCUAACGCCCGCCAAAUGGUUCUGGAGCUGAAUGCUUCCGACGACCGAGGUAUCGACGUUGUCCGAGAGCAAAUCAAGACAUUUGCUAGCACAAAACAAAUCUUUACAAUGGGCGGAGCGUCGGCCAAGUCCAACUCCAUCGCCGGCUUCAAGCUUAUUGUGCUUGAUGAGGCCGAUGCCAUGACCAACACAGCUCAGAUGGCUCUGCGACGAAUCAUGGAGAAAUACACAGCGAACACCCGGUUCUGUAUCAUUGCAAACUACGCACACAAGCUGAGCCCUGCUCUUCUCAGUAGAUGCACGCGAUUCCGAUUCAGCCCCCUCAAGGAAGCCGACAUCCGCGUGCUCGUGGAGAAGGUUGUCGAAGAGGAAAACGUACAGAUUGGAGCCGAGGCUGUGGAUGCCCUGGUGAAGCUUAGCAAGGGUGAUAUGAGACGAGCUCUCAAUGUGCUGCAAGCCUGCCACGCAUCAAGUACACCACUACGAGCAAAGGAUGCACCUAAAAUACCCGAAAGUGAAAUCAAGCGACAAAUGAUUACCACACAAACGAUAUACAACUGCAUUGCUGCCCCUGAUCCCGAAUCCAUCAAGAAGAUCAUGAGCACCCUGCUCGAAACCUCCGAUGUCACGAGCUGCCUGAGCACUAUCAACACCCUCAAGGUCUCCCAGGGUUUGGCUCUGGCCGAUAUUAUUACAGCGCUUGCUGAGGAGCUGUCACAACUCGAAGUCGGUCCCGAAGUAAUGAUUACAUGGCUGGAUGGAUUGGCAGAUAUCGAGCAUCGUGUGUCUGGCGGAGGUAGCGAACUUAUUCAGACUGGCGCUGUGGUUGGUGUGGUCCGCAGCGGUGUUGAACUGAUGAGCAAAUAAAACGGGAAAAUUAGUGACAUGAUUAUGUAGAUUAUCCUUUUUUAGCGUCAAUUAAAAAAAAAGACAAAUAGUAACCAUUUGCAUGUAUCCGUCA
Messenger RNA from [Torrubiella] hemipterigena, 1478 nucleotides. The record is from the annotation of a GenBank genome assembly. NCBI's taxonomy places the organism in Eukaryota, Fungi, Ascomycota, Sordariomycetes, Hypocreales, Clavicipitaceae.